GCAGUGUUGGGUAUUGGCUCUGUGCCUAGCCCCCGCCCAAGUCAAGGAACCAGCUGUGGGACAGAAAACUGUUGUGCUUGGGCAGGAGAGCUAAUACUUGUGCGGGCGAGGCAGGUACAAACGACGGGUCACCUGGACUCCCGAAGCAGCACAGGGAUCAAGGUCGCCUUGUGUUCUCGAGCCGCCCCCAUGCGGGGCUCUUUUUUCUCCCGGCUUCCGCCGCAACUCUGUCUACUGCUACUGUUAUCCUUGAAGCGAGUCUGGACCCAGGAGCACGUUGGAACUUCCCCUUCCAGAUCCCCGGUGGCCCCCGAAUGUCCCGAGGCAUGUUCGUGUUCCCUAGGCGGCAAGGCCAAUUGCUCCGCACUCGCGCUGCCCACGGUACCAGCGGGCCUGAGCUGGCGAGUACGCUCACUGUUGCUGGAUCACAAUCGCGUGAGCUCACUGCCUCCAGGCGCCUUCGCCGAUGCGGGCGCACUGCUAUACCUAGACCUCCGGGAGAACCGGCUUUGGUCGGUGCACUCACGAGCUUUCUGGGGUCUGGGAGGGUUGCAGUGGCUGGACCUGAGCGCCAAUCAGCUGGAAACUCUGUCUCCCGGCACCUUCGCGCCGCUGCGCGCGCUGAGUUUCCUCUCCCUAGCGGGUAAUCGGCUGAUGCUCCUGGAGCCUUCGAUCCUGGGCCGGCUCCCAUUACUGCGCGUGCUCAGCCUGCAGGACAAUUCGUUGUCUGCGCUCGAGGCGGGUUUGCUGAAUAGCCUGCCCGCGCUCGACGUGUUGCGCUUGCGUGGCAACCCCUGGGCGUGCAGCUGCGCUCUGCGCCCGCUUUGCACCUGGCUGCGCAAGCACCCGCGUCCCGCUUCAGAAACUGAGACCCUGUUUUGCGUGUCUCCAAGACGCCAGACGCUCAGCCUACUGACAGCCUUUCCGGACGCCGCCUUCAGACACUGCUCUCAGUCGCUCGCAGCUCGAGACCUGGCGGUGGUCUACGCUCUCGGUCCGGUCUCUUUCCUUGCCAGUCUGGCCAUCUGCAUGGCACUGGGUUCCAUGCUCACUGCCUGUGGUGCACGGCGCCGCCGCCGCCGCCGCACCAUGGUGCGCCACUUACUAAGGAGACAGCUAGAUCCCGUGGGCCCAGCUUCCCUGGAGAAUGCUGGGAGCCCUGCAGCUGCAGCUACCCAAGCCUAAGGGAGCUGCGGUUGUUUCUAGCGCUCCCGCAGGGCCCCCGCACUUUGAAAACAACCCCUCCCGCGCCCCGCAAAUCCCUGGUCCUCCCUUCAUCCUCCCUGUAGGCGGAACAAUAGACAGAACUCGGAAAUUUUCUGACAUUCCUUUAGGCAUCACCACUGAAUACCGGGAUUAGGGGUGGGUGUGCGAGCCCUGUGUCCCUGGGGCAAAGGGGCAGCGCGCCACUGCGCACAGGCAGCACUGGGAAGGCACACGCUUGGACACUGGGAGAGCUGGUCACGUACAAGGUGGUGGGUGGAUGACACCCGAAUGGGAGGC
Molecule: messenger RNA, 1503 nt
Organism: Acomys russatus (golden spiny mouse)
Lineage: Eukaryota; Metazoa; Chordata; Mammalia; Rodentia; Muridae
Gene: Lrrc26
Product: leucine rich repeat containing 26
Exons: 2
Coding region: 190-1185 (331 amino acids)
Cellular component (GO): voltage-gated potassium channel complex
Molecular function (GO): potassium channel activator activity; voltage-gated potassium channel activity; transmembrane transporter binding
Source: RefSeq, a predicted model, not a curated record